This is a messenger RNA of Heterobasidion irregulare TC 32-1, 2049 nucleotides long. RefSeq lists its product as uncharacterized. Gene Ontology annotation, molecular function: FAD binding. The coding region runs from base 1 to 2049 and encodes 682 amino acids. NCBI's taxonomy places the organism in Eukaryota, Fungi, Basidiomycota, Agaricomycetes, Russulales, Bondarzewiaceae. The transcript is spliced from 7 exons. The record is from RefSeq and is a predicted model, not a curated record.
AUGGAUCAAGGCGUGCACGAUGCUCUGGUCGUUGGCGCUGGGCCAGCUGGCCUUGCGGUGUCUGUCAUGCUCUGUCGGAUGGGGAUCAAGCCCCUACUCAUCGAUGCUGGCACCUAUGCGAAACAUGAGUGGGGACGAGCCGAAGUGCUACAUUCAAGAAUGUCGGAAGUUUUCGAAAGCCUUGGCGAGCCGUAUCACCAAUUCAUGAGCAUGUCACGCGCCAUGAGCUCCCAGACGUUUUGGAAGUUGGAAAAUGGAGUUGCAGAACGUACUCUGAUUCAGCCAUAUUAUUCUGGGGCGACUGACUUCAAUGUCCCACACCCGCGCAACCUGCAUCAAGGUCUUAUCGAGGAGAUUCUUCUGCGCGAUGCCGAGCAUUAUAAUCCUGGCUUUUGCGUCAAUUGGCAGUGGAAAUUCGUGGAUAUGGAUUCCCAAGCCUCCGGCGAACCGUGUAAAGUGACCUUACAGCAUGUCGAAACCGCCGAGACGAAGGUUGUGCUGGCCAAGUAUGUACUUGGAGCAGACGGUGCGAGGUCCGCUGUCAGAGGGUGGGCUGCGAAGUUCGGCGUCAGCAUGGAGACGCAGCCGACCACUGAUCGCUCUUAUGUUCGAGACCUCAUCGGUGUUACUUCUGAUUUCCCAGAUCUCGAGCGUCUGUCGUAUGUUAUUGUUACUCUCACACCGAUCAGCCUAUUAUGCACACUACUAAUAUUCUUCCUACGACCGCACAGACUGAUCGUCUCCGAAAAAGGUGUUAUGAUCAAUGUUCCUAAAGAUCCUGUCGCGGGCAAGAGAGUCACUCGUCUUUCGUUGCAGCCCACCGAAGAUCCUUGUGGACUAUCCAAGGAGGAGAUGUCUCGACUCGUCAAGAGUAUGAUCGCACCUUUCAGACUUGACUGGGAUGAAAUAUCCUGGGAGUCUAGUUACACUGUCUCGUCAAUGAGUUUAUGGUUGAGGACAAAGUCAUCUUGUUGGGUGAUGCUUGCCAUACCCAUAGCCCUCGAGGCAGGUGGAUUGGGUAUGAACACGUCCAUGCUCGAGGGACAUAAUCUGGGUUGGAAGCUUGCGCUUGUGCUCAAGGGCAUCGCAAAACCAGAGAUCCUGUCAACGUAUGGCGCCGAGCGACAUCCUGUGGCUUACAACUUGAUCAGCAUAGAUCGGCAGCUGGUGCAAGCUGCCGCCAAAUAUCAUCAUGAGAAAACGAAGGAGACUGAUAAUGAUACCACCGGAGAAAAUGCGGAUAUCCAGAAAAUCUAUGAGAUCACUAGCGGGUAUGCAUCUGGCUCCUCGAUCGUCUACUCCCCCAACUUGCUCGUUACGCCCCCUAACAACAUAGCAGAAGUGUUCGCGGCGGAUAAGCCAAGCGCACCUGUGGGAGGGCGCACCCGUCCCGCGCUCAUGAAGCGUUUCUCCGACGGUGUUAUCGUAUCUGUUCACCCUCGCUUCGAUGGUCGCUUCACCAUUUUCCUCCUGGUCGGCGACCUCGAGCACCCGGGAACAGUCGAUUCUUUGCUCUCCCUCGACGACUACAUCACGUCUUUGGGAUCCAUCUAUACUCGCUAUGGCGAGAGUGUACGCAUAGAGGACAUACCCAUCCAUUUGCGCAUGCGCCCUAUAGAUGGAAAGGCAGGCGCUGUGCCGAUACCAGAAGGUCGCAAGCUCUACACAUAUGAAGAUGAUGACCUUCCCCAGUUCGAUGACGGCUAUGGCACGCGUUCGCAUUCACUCUUUCGGUCGAUGGUGAUCACUACUACGAAGGAUGCGGAGGUUUUCAAGCUCGCCUCCUUCAUGGCAAGGGUCUCGCCGCUCGGCCAGUCCAAGUCUCGCUUGUUGCACCCCUCACGUCUAUUUUCGGAUAGCUGUGCCGCCUUAUCGCCGUUUGAGGAGGCUAUCUUGCGGCAUCCUGUGCACGAGAAAUGGGGGAUUGAUCAAGGGGUCGGAGCCAUUGUCGUCGUGCGUCCCGAUGGCCAUGUUGGAAUGCGAGCAGAUGGCUAUGGGAUUGGUGCCUGGAAGGAGGUGGAAAAGUACUUCGCAGGUUUCCUCAUCUAA